CGCCAACGCGUUUGGUCACCAAGGCUCUAGCUCUCUCUUUCUCUCGUUCUCUGCUCCCUUUGCCAUCUUUUUCUCAUUCACACUUAAACUCUCGCUCUCGCUCUCGCUCUAUCUCCGUCCCCACCGUGCCCCUUGGCGUGCCCGCCACAUGCGGAAAAGUGUGAAAAAGUUUUGGUAGCGAGCGGCUCUUAUGUAUACAUCACAAAUUCUAAAUCGAACAUCAAAACUAGACAAAUUUGGCCUCUUUGAUUUGGGAUUUGUGUAGCAGCAGCAGAACGGAAACCACAGCGGCUGCAGCAUCAUGUUCUUGGCCGUCAAUCAGAGUCUACACAAUGCCAGCAAGAAAAAGAAGAAGCGACGCUCCAUAGAGCAGGAUGAGGAUGAGAGCAGCGCCACGGGCAGCACUGAGGUGAAGCCGCGGCGUCUGGAGUCUGCGGCGUCCAGUGACCAGCUGGUGGCUGGCGACACAACAUCGACGGCGGCUGCCGGUGCUGGCGGGGGCAACAAGGCGGUUACCUCGCUGGUGCUCGUCUACAUCUACUUGGGCGCCCUCACCCUGAUCCUGGCCAGUCUCGCCAUUGUCUUUUACACGCACACACAGCAGGAGGCAGGCGAUGCCUUCGCGUCUUCGCCCACGCCCAGCUCCUCGAGGCUCUUUCGCGCACAGUUCCAGGCGGAGUUGCAGCGAUCCGAGGAUGUCCUCAGGGCAAUGCUCAGCCAGAUUAUUGCAGCGGAUCGCGAAGCAGACAGGGAAACAACCACCGCCAGCACCACGCGAAAGAUCAGCAGCAGCAGCAGCAGCAGCGGAGAGUUGAAGAACGAGCGCAAGUUCACGGACAACCUGAUUGGCCAUCGGACAGAGGAGAGGCGAAUGCGCAUUCGACGGGACAUUGCCUCGUCGCCCGCCUCGAUGCAUGCUGAUCCACUGAUUGAGUUCUUCAAUCCAAACCACCGCAUGGCGCUCGAGGAGCAGGACACGGAGAUUCGCAAGCGAACGGGGCAGAAGGGCGCCGCUCCGGGCGGCGACGAGUGGAUCUAUCUGAACACCUACUGCCGCGUGCCGGAGAAGAUAAUCACAGGCUUCUGCAAGGGCACACAGGACUACUGUCCGCCGGCGCCGGUGGGUCCGCCGGGUGAGACUGGACCCAAGGGACCCACUGGGAAUCCUGGUUUGCCCGGCAUACCCGGACCCAAGGGCAAUCGCGGCGAUGUCGGUCUGCCGGGCGCACCUGGCGUCGAUGGUGUCGGCCAUGUGGGGCCGGCGGGUCCACGUGGCAUCAAGGGCGAUGCGGGCGCCGUCGGACGGUCGGGCCUGGAUGGGCGUGACGGUGUGCCGGGGGAACCCGGACUGGAUGGGGUGCCGGGACGAGCUGGUGCCGAUGGCAAGAACGGGCUGCCGGGGCGUGACGGCAAGGACGGGCUGCACGGCAAGGAUGGCAAGGAUGGGCUGUCCAUAACCGGGCCAAAAGGCGCCCAAGGACCACCCGGCGAACGAGGACUCAAGGGCAUUGCUGGUCCGCGCGGACGUCCUGGCAAGCCGGGCACCAACGGCACGCCCGGUGUGCCCGGCAUCAAUGCCUGGAAGAUGCAGUUCCCCAAUGGCAGCUCCUCGAACGAUCUGCUGAUACCGCCCUCGAUCACAGAUCUACACGCACCGGACUUCCAGCGCACGGUGAUUGUCGAGGAAGGUCGAUCCCUGAAUCUCAGCUGCACGGCCACCGGCAGUCCCCAGCCGCAGGUGGAGUGGCGCCGCGAGGACGGACGCACCAUCAACGUCAAUGGAAUGGAGAUGGCCUCCAUCAGCGGACAGUUUCUGAAGUUCACCAACAUCACGAGGCAUCAGAUGGCGGCCUACACGUGCUACGCCAACAAUGGGAUUGCGCCCGUUGCCAAUGCAACCUUCAUAGUGGAAGUACACUUUGCUCCCAUGAUCUCGGUGUAUCGACAAAUGAUCUACGCCGAAUAUCAGAGCAGCGCCACGCUCGAGUGCCUCGUGGAGGCAUUCCCCGAGGCCAUACGCUACUGGGAGCGUGCCUAUGAUGGCAAGAUACUGGAUCCCAGCGAGAAGUACAGCAUUGAAUCAUAUCCAGAUGGCUUCAAAACUUCCAUGCGUCUGACCCUUAAUAACCUGCGCAAGGACGACUUUGGCUACUAUCAUUGUGUGGCACGCAACGAGCUGAAUGCCACCAUGGUCAACUUUGAGUUAGCACCACAAGAUCCAAACAGCGAGACGCCGUAUGUGGGCAACAGCAUCAAGGUGUAUGGCCAGCGGCCGCCAGAGAGUGAGUGCCCCGUCUGUGAUCAGUGUCCGGAUCCGAGCCUGUACCAGUGCAAGGAUUCCAUACUGAACAACUUUGAGAUACAGCCAACGGGAAAUCUCAGCUAUCCGGGACUGCCCAAGCGACCCAAGACCUGCUACUUGUAUGCCGUCGGCAAGCCCGUCUUCCACAAGGUUGUCAAUGAGAAGUUUGGCUCGUGGCUGCGCGAUCCAGCGCCCGAGAGUGAUCGCGAGAAGACGUACGUGACGAACGAGAAUGAUCCGUACAAUUUGUUUGAGUUCACCACGCGGAUACAGUAUCGCAUGAACAGUGUGCCCAGGCGCAAGUACGAGAUACCCGAGGGUUUCCAUGGCAAUGCUCAUGUGGUGUUCAAUGGCUCGUUUUACUAUCAUCAGAGAAACUCCGAUCUGGUGGUUAAGUUGGAUCUGACAAGCCUCAAGAAAAUCACCACACAAUUACCCUACGCGGGAGUGGCUGCCUCCAAUCGACUCUACGCCACGGACUUCAACUUCAUGGACUUCAAUGUGGACGAGGUGGGCCUCUGGGUUGUCUACAGCACCUACAACUCCAACAACACGCUGGUGGCAAAGCUGGACGCAGAGACACUGAAGAUGCAGUACAAUUUCAACAUCACACUGGACCACCAUCAGUUUGGGGAGAUGUUUAUUGUGUGCGGCAAUCUGUAUGCCAUCGAUUCGGCCACAGACAAGAACACACAGAUCCGAUAUGUGGUGGAUCUGUACAAGGGAAAGCUGCUCAAUACGAAUCUGCCCUUCUCGAAUCCCUUCAGUCACACGACCACCGUCGGCUACAACCCCCUGACAGUUGAACUCUACUCGUGGGACAAGGGCAAUGCACUCACAUAUCCCAUACGCUACAACGAGCAGCGCCUCAUAUCCGACAACAGUUAGGAUCUGCCCCGCACACAGCUCAAAAUCUAAUCUAAUGUAUGUAGAUACUAAGCCACACACACACACACACACACACACA
Messenger RNA from Drosophila guanche, 3269 nucleotides. RefSeq lists its product as uncharacterized. Gene Ontology annotation, biological process: signal transduction. The transcript has 15 exons. The coding region runs from base 302 to 3190 and encodes 962 amino acids. The record is from RefSeq and is a predicted model, not a curated record. NCBI's taxonomy places the organism in Eukaryota, Metazoa, Arthropoda, Insecta, Diptera, Drosophilidae.